AUGAAUGAAGAAGUGCUCACCGACACAGGGUGGAUGAAUGAAGAAGUGCUCACUGACACAGGGUGGAUGAAUGAAGAAGUGCUCACUGACACAGGGUGGAUGAAUGAAGAAGUGCUCACCGACACAGGGUGGAUGAAUGAAGAAGUGCUCACCGACACAGGGUGGAUGAAUGAAGAAGUGCUCACUGACACAGGGUGGAUGAAUGAAGAAGUGCUCACUGACACAGGGUGGAUGAAGGAAGAAGUGCUCACUGACACAGGGUGGAUGAAUGAAGAAGUGCUCACCGACACAGGGUGGAUGAAUGAAGAAGUGCUCACUGACACAGGGUGGAUGAAUGAAGAAGUGCUCACUGACACAGGGUGGAUGAAUGAAGAAGUGCUCACUGACACAGGGUGGAUGAAUGAAGAAGUGCUCACUGACACAGGGUGGAUGAAUGAAGAAGUGCCGCUCUGCACUGAGGACCAGAUGGAGUUUGUCUUGUUUAAAGAGUUGAUGAAGACGAGUCACUUUCCCAGCGGAAACACAACUCAUGAAGAGGGGAACCGGAGGAUCAGGGCCUGUGACUGUGACCCGGCUGGCUCCCUGGAUGGGGGUCUCUGUGACCCCAACACGGACCCGUCCUUGGGGCAGGUGGCAGGACAGUGUCGCUGUAAAGCAAACGUGGAGGGAGCGCGCUGCGACCGCUGUAAGAGCGGCUUCCACGGGCUGAGCGCCGACGACCCGCAUGGGUGCCAGCCGUGUCGGUGUGAUCCCCGCGGCAGUGUCCCGGGGCGAGCUCAGUGCGACCCUCUCACAGGAGACUGUGUUUGCAAACGUCUGGUGACAGGAAGCAGCUGCAACCAGUGUCUGCCUGAGCACUGGGCGCUGAGCCAUGACCUGAGCGGCUGCAGAGGCUGUGACUGCGAUGUGGGCGGAGCUCUGGACAACAUGUGCUCCAUGGACAGUGGGCAGUGUUCCUGUCGCAGUCACAUGACCUCCCGUCAGUGUUCUCAGGUCCAGUCCGGAUUCUUCUUCGCGGCUUUGGACCAUCUGCUGUACGAGGCCGAGAGCGCCACGCUGGGACAGGGCAGCUCUGUGGAGGUGCGGGAGCACUCCCCUGGUCGCCCCGCCUCUUGGACGGGGGUGGGGUUUGCCCGCGUGCCGGUGAGCAGCACACUGGAGUUCAGCAUCAACAACAUCCCCUUCUCCAUGGAGUACGAGCUGCUGCUGCGCUACGAGUCCCAGAUGCCCCGUGACUGGGAGGAGGUGCGUGUGACUGUGGUUCGUCCUGGAUCCAUCCCGACCUCGUCUCCCUGUGGGAACACCAUCCCAGACGACGACAGACUCCUGCUGUCUCUGCCGGCGACCGCAAGGUUCAUGGUUCCUCUGAGGACUCUGUGUUUGGAGAGAGGCGUCUCGUACACACUCCGACUGGAAUUCAGACGAUACCAGGACUUCAACAGUGUCCAGGACGGAUCCGGGCAUUUCAUCCUGAUGGACUCUUUGGCCCUGAUGCCCCGCCACUCGUCCCUGGACAUGUUCAGUGCUGGAGACUCUAGCGCCCUCUUGAGGAAGCAGACGUACGAGCGCUACCGCUGCCACGACACGGCACGCGCUGUGGUGAGGCCCGUCAUGAGCGAGGCCUGUGCCAAACUCAUCUCCAGCAUGUCAGCCCUCAUCCACCAGGGGGCGCUGGAGUGCCAGUGUGACCCCCAGGGGGCGCUCAGCUCAGUGUGUGAUGUGCGUGGUGGCCAGUGUCACUGCAGACAGAAUGUGAUUGGUCGACGAUGCGACCAGUGCGCUCCAGGAACCUAUGGCUUCGGCCCCAGCGGCUGCUCGGCGUGUGGCUGCAGUCCCAGUGGGUCUCUCUCUCCUCUCUGUGACCCGUUGACCGGUCGCUGCCCGUGUCGUCUUGGGGCGUUCGGGCAGCGUUGUGACCGUUGCCAUGGCGCUCACUGGGGAUUCCCCGACUGCAAACCCUGCCUCUGCAACGGACACACAGAGGAGUGUCACCACACCACCGGGACCUGCCAGAACUGCAGAGGCAACACUGGGGGAGAGCGAUGUGAGAGAUGUGCCACUGGUUUCUAUGGUAACCCGGUCUUGGAGUUGGGGGGACAGUGUCGCCCGUGUCCCUGUCCCGAAGGACCCGCCAGCGGCCGCCAUUUUGCCUCGUCCUGUUUCCAAGACGACCGCAGCAAACAAAUCACCUGCAACUGUAAACAAGGCUACACAGGUCCACGCUGUGACCAGUGUGCCCCCGGUCACCAUGGUAACCCCUCUUUGCCGGGCGGUCGCUGUGCUCCGUGUGAGUGCCACAAUAACAUCGACAUGUCCGACCCGGGGUCAUGUGACCGCGCCACCGGCCUCUGUCUGAAGUGUCUCUACAACACCGAGGGCCGCGGCUGCGGGGAGUGCGCCCGCGGUUACCACGGCGACGCAUCACGCCGCAACUGCCGCAAGUGCAGCUGUAACGUACUGGGCACAGACAGCGCCUCCUGUGGCGUCUCUGGAGACUGCGGCUGUGAUCGCUCCAGUGGUCAGUGUCUCUGUCGUCCUAACGUCCUGGGUUUGUCAUGUGACCACUGUGCGCCCAAUCACUGGAACCUGAUGAGUGGGCGGGGCUGUGCACCAUGUGACUGCGACCCAAGCAACGCCUACAGCGCGGCCUGCAACGAGUUCACAGGUCAGUGCCAGUGCCGCAGUGGUUUUGGGGGAAAGACGUGCACAGACUGUCAGGAGAACUACUGGGGCGACCCAAGGACACAGUGCAGAGCCUGUGACUGUGAGUGGCAGGGCAUCAGCGGUUCUCAGUGUGACCGUCGGACCGGUCACUGUGCGUGUCGACCCGGAGUGUCAGGGGUCAGGUGUGACCAGUGCGCUCGAGGGUUCUCCGGAGUCUUCCCCAACUGUGAACCCUGUCACCAGUGCUUUGGAGACUGGGACCGCAUCGUACAGGACCUUGCGGUGAGGACCAAAGCUCUCUCCUCUCGCGCCCAUGAGCUGCAGACCACAGGUCUCACUGGUCCAUAUGAGAGGUUCUUCAAAGGUCUGGAGGAGAAACUCAACCUGGCAACAAGCAUCGUCCAAGCACGAAACCAAACCAGCGCCGCCGUCACUCUACUCAUGGAGCUCAUCGAGGAGCUGAGGACUCAGAUCAGCGACACCACUGAUUGGCUGAGCCGUGUGGAGGCGGAGCUUACGGUUGUCCAGGAUACGAACACUGAGGCGAGCAGCGACCUGAGCGCGUUGGAGCGAGAGGCACGAGAACUCAAUGUGACAUCACAGAGUCUGCACAAGCAGCUGGACCUACUCAAGAACUCCAACUUCCUGGGGGCCUAUGACAGCAUCCGCGGCUCGUACCAAACGUCCAGAGACGCGGAGCGCCGCGCCAACGAGUCAACUGCCGCCACGACCAGCGGGACGUCCAGUGGGACGACCAGCGGGACGUCCAGUGCGGUCGCGGAUUCCAAAGAAACACGGCGCAAAACUGAGCGUCUCAUCGGGAACAAAAAGGACGAGUUUAACCGAAACAACGCUGCAAACAAACGAGCUCUGAGCAACCUGCGAGAGCGGACUCAAGGACUGGACCUGAAGAAGAUCAACGAGAAGGUGUGCGGGGCCCCUGGAGAUGCCCCCUGUGGUGAGGGCCCCUGUGGGGGGGCCGGCUGCAGAGAUGAUGAGGGCAGAGCGUUCUGUGGAGGCUUGAACUGUGAAGGAGCUGCAGCUGUGGCCGACAACGCUCUGGACCGAAGCCAACAGGCAGAAAUACAGCUGCAGAGGGCCCUGGGGGACGUGGAGGGACUGUUCCAGCAGGUGCGUGAGGCCCAGGUGCGUGCGCAGGAGGCGCGGGGGGAGGCGCAGGAGGCGCUGGACAAAGCCUUUGCCACAAAACGAAACAUGGAGCGAAACAACAACGAGCUGCGAGAACUGAUCAAGGACAUCAGGCUGUUCCUCACACAGGAGGGGGCGGAGCCUGACAACAUCGAGGCCGUAGCCAAUCGCGUGUUAGAGCUGUCGAUUCCCGCCUCCACGCUGCAGAUCCGACAUCUCGCCGACGAGAUCAAAGAGCGAGUGCGAAGUCUCUCCAACGUGGACGCCAUCUUAGAACAGACUCAGGGAGACGUGCGGCGUGCGGAGGAACUCCUGCUGGACGCCAAGAGGGCCAGACAUGAUGCAGAGGGCACUAAGACCACUGCGGAGGCGGUGAAGAGAGCGUUGGCUGACGCCCACACGGCUCAGACGUCAGCGGAGAAGACCAUCUCCAGAGCCCGGGCCGACAUCCAGGAGACCGAGGGGAAGCUGACCCAGAUGGAGUCUGAGACCAGGGGCAGUGAGAGGGCCCUGACGGAGGCUGUGUCUCGACUCGAUGCUUUGGGACGAGAGAUCAACGACCUCAAAACUCAACGAGCCAAGAACAGUAUGUCUGCGGCUCGGGCUGAGGAGACCGCCACCAUGGCCCGGGACAAGGCCAGCGAGGCCCGGCAGAUGCUUGAGGGCCAGCUCACUGAUAAGUUCCACGAGGCUCAGCAGAGGGUGGACACGAAGGCCCGGUUGGUGCUGGAGGCCAAGGGACGAGCGGAGAAGCUGAGGCAGGAGGCCAAAGACCUGCUGAAGGACGCCCAGGGGAAGCUGAGGCGGCUGGCAGAGCUGGAGCAGAAUUAUGACCAGAACCAGAAGCAGCUGGAGGGUAAAGCUCGGCAGCUCGAUGGUCUCGAAGACAAGAUGAAGACCAUUCUCCAGGACAUCAACCGACAGAUCCAGAUCUACAACACGUGUCAAGCACGUCAGGCCCGGAUCGAGCAGCCAGAGCGGCCGGGAGGAGUGCUGCGGCCCGCGGACACACAUCACCACACACACCGGUCACUGAUUCCACACUGGAAGAAGCCCAGCAGCGGGAGCGAGAACGGCGAGGGGCGACCGGUCAGCGCCAAGAGCCCCAAGAUGGACGCCAGCAUGGGGGGCGCUGGAGGCGCUGGAGGUGGCAGGGCCCACAGGUUCACAGACCACAGCUCCAGCAAGAAGAAGCAGAAGGACCGAGUGAACCAGGAGAGCAGAGAGGCCAAGAGAACCACGGCCGAGAGGGUCAUCGCCCAGGUCAAGAAAGACGUCUUCAUGGACUGGAAGCAGAACGCCAGUGAUGUUAUCGUGCGUCUGCGCUGUGGCGACGGCGUCCAGAGCGCUGAGGACGUGAGCUGCAGCUUCAGCGACACACACGCACUGGUCAGCUUCCCUGAUGGGCGUGAGUGGUGCUGCCCCCUACAGGAGGAGGUGGAAGCUUCAUGCAGUCGGGUUCAGUUCAAAGAGAAGAGCAGUCUGCUGCAUGUGGUCCUGCACAAGAAGAUCCCCUUCCACACAUGGUCCUCACUCAUGUCCAACAAGAAGAAGGACUCACAGAAGGAGACCAGGGGCCCCGUGGAGAAGGAGACCAGGGGCCCCGUGGAGAAGGAGACCAGGGGCCCCGUGGAGAAGGAGACCAGGGGCCCCGUGGAGAAGGAGACCAGGGGCCCCGUGGAGAAGGAGACCAGGGGCCCCGUGGAGAAGGAGACAAGGGGCCCCGUGCAGAAGGAGACCAGGGGCCCAGAGGAGGAGAGGAAGGAGUCCACAGCUUGUGCCCAGAAGAAGGACCAGGGUCUGAGCCAGGACCAGAACCAGAGCAAAGGCACUCAGAAGGGCCACAAAGCCGUGAGGAAGCGGCCCCCAACGAACAAGCAGAGCAAGGAGGCUGUGAGGGAAGAGACUGAGAAGACGUCGAUCUCUAGAGCAGACCCUAGAGAAGAGAGUGAGAAGAGUGAGUCCAGAGCAGAGAAGGAGGAGGCUGUAGACAGAAGAGGAGAGAAGGACCAGAAGACUGAAGCAACCAGUGAGAGGACAGAGGAGCCCAGAGACAACACAGAGCGGUCCAGGGAGAAGGCUGCUGACUCCUCUGUGAUCAGGACCUGUGCUGAGUCUCCUCUGGUCUCUGAGCAGAUCCCCGCUCUGUCCAUGUCCCCUGUGCCCAUGGAGCCUGUGUCCUCUCUGUCCCCUGUGCCCAUGGUGCCUGUGUCCUCUCUGUCCCCUGUGCCCAUGGUGCCUGUGUCCUCUCUGUCCCCUGUGCCCAUGGUGCCUGUGUCCUCUCUGUCCCCUGUGCCCAUGGUGCCUGUGUCCUCUCUGUCCCCUGUGCCCAUGGUGCCUGUGUCCUCUCUGUCUCCUCUACCCAUGGUGCCUGUGUCCUCUGUGCCCAUGGUGCCUGGUGUCCCUGCUGAACGGAGCACCGCUCCAUCUCAGGCUGAAGACUGUGGAGUUCAGAUAACAGAAUCCCAAGAGGAGAUGCAGACUUCAGCUCCACCACCAGAGGGCGAUAGUGGCUCAGAGCAGCACAUGGACACUGCACCAGGAGCAGAGGCCACAGAAGAGAAGAGCGACAGGUGCAAAGAGGAGGAGCCAGACACUCAGCGGCAGGAAGUUCCAGAACACAUGGUGACUCUGCAGAAGUUAAAGAACGACUCGUAUGAAAAGGGCACAGACCUGAUGGUGGUGAACGUUUACGUGAAGCAUCUCCUCAGAGAGACCACCAGGGUCCUGUUCAGAGACCGGGACUUUACCCUUAUCUUCCAGACCAGUGACUGUAACUUCCUGCGGCUGCACCCAGGCUGUGGACCCAACACUGUGUUCAGGUGGCAGGUCAAACUCAGGAACCAGAUUGAUCCGGACCAGAGCUCGUACUCGUUCACUCCGUUGCGUCUGGAUGUGAUCCUGAAGAAGAGGAGGAGUCAGCGCUGGGAGGGUCUGGAGGCCCUGGCCCCACAAGGUGCAGUGGGGGGUGCUAAGGUGGCUGUAGCCUCCAGUACGACCUGUCUGGAGAAGAACCUGCCUGGGAGCAGCCAGCACAGUCUGCCCCCUACAGAGGAGCCUCCGCGGGGGGUGGAGGACUCCACCAAAGGCCCCAAAGCUCCAGCCCGAGUCGAGGAGACUGGCCUGGACCAGGUCACCCCUCGAUCGGAACAUAUGGGACUGAAGAGCGAAGCUGCCCUGACCACGGCCAAGCCCACGUGCAUGGUGCAGCCCAUGUCGCACUCCCCCUCGGUCCCCGACCCGCGGGAAGAGGAGGAGGAGAGGAAGGUGUGUCUCCCUGGAUUCACUGGUCUGGUCAACCUCGGCAACACCUGCUUCAUGAACUCUGUGAUCCAGAGUCUGUCCAACACCAGGGAGCUCAGGGACUACUUCCAUGACCGGGCGUUCGAGUCAGAGAUAAACUGUAACAACCCCCUGGGGACGGGCGGGCGUCUGGCCAUCGGGUUUGCGGUCUUACUGAGAGCGCUGUGGAAGGGGACGCACCAUGCCUUCCAGCCCUCAAAACUAAAGGCCAUCGUGGCGAGCAAGGCCAGCCAGUUCACGGGUUAUGCUCAGCAUGAUGCACAAGAGUUCAUGGCGUUCUUGUUGGAUGGACUUCAUGAAGACCUGAACCGGAUCCAGAACAAGCCCUACACAGAGACCGUGGACUCAGACGGACGACUGGACGAGGUGGUGGCGGAGGAGGCGUGGCAGAGACACAAAAUGAGGAAUGACUCGUUCAUCGUGGAUCUGUUCCAGGGACAGUUUAAGUCCAAACUGGUUUGCCCCACCUGCUCCAAGGUGUCCAUCACCUUUGACCCGUUCCUGUACCUGCCGGUGCCGCUGCCGCAGAAGCAGAAGGUUCUGUCAGUGUUCUACUUCAGCAAAGAGCCACACAAGAGACCCAUCAAGUUCCUGGUGAGUGUGAGCAAAGAAAAUUCAAGUGCUGCUGAAGUUCUGGACUCUAUCUCACGCAGCGUCAGAAUCAAAGCAGAGAAUCUACGGCUGGCAGAGGUGUGUAAGAGCCGCCUGCAGAGACUGCUGCUGCCCUCUCAGUCUCUGGACUCGGUGUCGGCCUCAGAUCUGUUGUUCUGCUUCGAGGUUCUGUGCAGAGACCAGAGCAACGAGAGGCUCCUGCUGCUGCGCGUGCAUCAGAAACUCCAGGUCCCGAACCUCCCCAUCUCUAAAUGCUCCUCGUGUCUGAAGCAGUCUGCGUCAGAGGACGACAAACUGAAGAGAUGCACUCGCUGCUACAGAGUGGGCUACUGCAACCAAGCCUGUCAGAAAUCCCACUGGCCUCAUCACAAAGCCCAGUGUCGUCCGCACUCAGAGCUGGUGGGUUUGCCCUUCCUCAUCAGUGUUCCAGAGUCCAGACUCACAUACUCCCGCCUCAGCCAGCUGCUGCAGGGCUACUCCAGGUUCUCUGUGGAUGUGUUCCAGCCUCCCUUUCAGUCUGGUCGUCUGUCUCCUGAGACUCGCUGUGACCUCCCCCUGCUGUCAGGACCCUCAGAGGGGUCUGAGGACGAGGGCCAGAGCGAGGGAGCCCGAGGGGGAGAGAGAGUGGAGAUGGGGGAGGAGGGGGGCGACUGUGCCCAGGCCUCAGAAACCCCACAGACACCAGUAACCACGCCCACUGACCAUGACUCGGGGAUCUCAGAGCUCGGCUCAUGUUGCUCCUCAGAUCUUCAAACUGAGAAGGAGACGACCUGCGAGAAGAGCGUCCGACCUGAAGCUGCAGUGACAGGAUACCAGCAGAGCAGUGAGUGUGUCUCUGGACACAGUCAGUUCUACAUCUCUGUCCUCGACAACAACAAUAAGGAGCAGAAGCUGGAGGAGCGAGAGGAUGGCCUCCUGGACCUCACAGAGGACAUGUCUCUUGAGCUGGUGUGGAAGAACAAUGAGAGGUUGAAGGAGUAUGUUCUGGUGAGCUCCAAAGAGCUGGAGUACGACGAUGACCCUGGAUCUCUGAGCGAGACGUCCAGAGCAGGACACUUCAGCCUGGAGCAGUGUCUCAACCUGUUCACCAGGCCAGAGGUGCUGGCCCCAGAGGAGGCCUGGCCAGAGGUGCUGGCCCCAGAGGAGGCCUGGUACUGCCCUAAGUGCCAGCAGCACAGAGAAGCCUCCAAGCAGCUGCUGCUGUGGCGUCUGCCCAACGUCCUCAUCAUCCAACUCAAGAGGUUCUCCUUCAGGACCUUCAUCUGGAGAGACAAGAUCAACGACAUGGUGGACUUCCCCGUCAGGAACCUGGACCUGAGUGAGUUCUGCAUCGGUCAGAAGGACGAUCUGCAGCAGCCUCCAGUGUACGACCUGUACGCUGUCAUCAACCACUACGGAGGCAUGAUCGGGGGUCACUACACCGCGUACGCUCGGUUACCGAGUGACAGAGGCAGCCAGAGGAGCGACGUGGGGUGGCGUCUCUUUGAUGACAGCACGGUGACGAUGGUGGAGGAGUCGCAGGUCGUCACUCGUUAUGCGUACGUCUUGUUUUACCGCCGCAGGAACUCUCCGGUGGAGCGACCACCGCGAGUGCCGCGACCCCUGGGGGCGGAGUCAAGCACCGCUGCAGGAGCAGCAGCCAAUCAGGCGUCUCUGAUUUGGCGAGAACUGGAGGAAGACGAGAGUCUGCGGCGACGUGUGCGAGGAAGAACCCAGCGGGUCCCUGGGGGCAGGGGGGACCAGUGGGUCCACAGGGACCACCAAGACCACAGGGACAUCAGGGACCACCGAGACCAGACUCUGUCCCAGAACCAAGACGACGAUUGGAGCAGAUACGUGCUGCUUGUCACCGCCACGGCCGCCAUCGCUCUGGUCUUUAACAUGGUCUACGCCCUGGUCUACAGGGUCUGA
Messenger RNA from Knipowitschia caucasica, 9639 nucleotides. The record is from the annotation of a GenBank genome assembly. NCBI's taxonomy places the organism in Eukaryota, Metazoa, Chordata, Actinopteri, Gobiiformes, Gobiidae.